Drosophila montana is the source of this 1922-nucleotide messenger RNA. RefSeq lists its product as uncharacterized. The coding region runs from base 252 to 806 and encodes 184 amino acids. The record is from RefSeq and is a predicted model, not a curated record. NCBI's taxonomy places the organism in Eukaryota, Metazoa, Arthropoda, Insecta, Diptera, Drosophilidae. The transcript has 4 exons.
GUUUUUCAACAGUUUUAGUCGAAGAAAAGGUUUCAGACUUCUUGGCAAUGACAAGUGUAUUAUAAUUUUACAGUUCGUCCCAGUGCUCUUGCCAAGGCUUUGUUGAAGGAAAUGAUUGUUUAACUAGGGACCGUGGUGCCCAUAUAGCCAUAUCUAAUUCGAAUUAGGCCACGUCCAAUUAAUCCAGUUCUUGGCCUUAUAAAAACGUUUUUACACAUGUGUUUCCUUGUUACUGUAAAAUACUUUUAGAAAUGAAAGUUCUUUUUAAAAUAUUCCUCCUUGUAGUUGUAAUAAACGUUUUCACAGCCGAAGGGCACAGAAAUAAAGUGAAAAGUCGUAAUUCACUGGAUGACCACCAACAGCAUCAUCCAAGUCGUCAUCAUGGACACAAUCAGCUUGCACAACGCAAGAGAUUAUUCAAGCAGCAUCUCAUAAAAAGAAGGAAUGAUCCAAUACAAAAUAACUAUGAUUUGCAAAACUUCGAACGUGGGUUAUUUUCAUGGGCUGCAAAGGCAGUUAAAGCAGUAGUGGGUUGGUUUAAACCAAGUCCGAAGCCCAGCCCGCCAUCCAGACCCCCACCGCCCAAGCCCCCGCCACCCACGUCCCCGCCACCCACGUCCCCACCACCCACGUCCCCGCCACCCACGCCCCCGCCACCCACGCCCCCACCGCCGAAACCGAAACCAACAACGAUGCCACCGAAACCAACAACGAAGCCACCGAAACCAACAACGAAGCCACCGAAAACAACGAAGCCACCGGAAUUCGACAGCCAAAGGGCACAGAACUACAGUGAAAAGUCGUAAUUCACGAGAUGAUCACCAAGAGCAUCAUCCGAGUCGUCAUCAUGGACACAAUCAGCUUGCACAACGGCAACCCGAGAAUUCAUCCGAGCAACAUCUAUUUAAAAGUAGCAAUGGUCCAAUACAGAAUAAGUAUUCUAUGCAAAAUGAGCAACAUCGGCUUUUUGGAGUUUUAAGUGCAGCUAGGAGAAAAAUUUUUAAAUUGAUUAGACCCAAGCCAAAGCUCUUUCGACGGCCGAGGCCACAUCGAAGACCAAGGCCACGGCCAAGGCCACAUCGAAGACCAAGGCCACAUCGAAGACCAAGGCCACAUCGAAGACCAAGGCCACAUCGAAGACCAAGGCCACAUCGAAGACCAAAGCCAAGGCCACCCAGACCCCCACCAUUCAGACCGACGACAAAGAAACCCAAACUCGAUAGUUCUUUGACAUUGAACGGCGAAAUAUCCGUAGAUAUAAACCCAACAGUAUUUUCGACAACAUCCACUGAACCUGAAUCUUCUGAGGCGUCGGCAGAUCCUUAUUAUACAGAAGAAACUGAUUCGAUGUCUACAGAAGAGAUUGAUUCGAUGUCUACAGAAGAGAUUGAUUCGAUGUCUACAGAAGAAAUUGAUUCGAUGUCUACAGAAGAAAUUGAUUCGAUGUCUACAGAAGAAAUUGAUUCGAUGGCUACAGAAGAAAUUGAUUCUAAUUCUAAAGAAGAUACAUAGUAUUGCUUUAAGUUUCGGAUUAUAAAACACAAAUUUAAAAAAUUGAUGCGAACCUAAAGAGACGGCCGGAAAAAGAUGACUGCAUAACCCCCUUUGAUUUAGAUAUGGCAAGAAUAAUAUUGGUUAUAAUGGCAGCUACAAAAGGCAAAUCGUGUGAGUUCAAACCUUGAAAAUAUCCUGUUUGCCACCUAUAAUAAAAUUCGUAUCUAAAAAUUUUGGUUAACCAUGGAGCUAUCGUACCUGUUACCUGUUUGUUACCUAUUUUGGUAUAACACUGAAAGUUUGCCGAAUCCUGAGCAAGAAUAAAUCAUAAAUAUGUUGGGCAGUGCAGUUGCCUUUAUGGGAGACUCUGCAGUGUGUUACAAUAUACCUUUGAAUAAAUAAAACUGAUCACCACAUUCGAAAAAGUA